AUGGAGAGCACCUCCUCCUCCUCCGACCGGCCGCGCGAGCCGGUUCGAGCCUUCUCCAGGGUGCCCUCGACCCUCGCUCUGCUGGGAAAUACCUGGCACGCGCCUGAAAGAUCGCCGGCCGUUCCCGGGCUGGGCCGCCGGUCCUUCUCGCUGAUCGAGAUGCACAUGCGCCAGGGCUCCGCGCCGCGCCUGCGGGAGUUUACGCCGGCGCCAGUUUUCCACAAACACGACUCGGUCCUCGGCGCGCACGCGGUGGUGCGAGACCUCGAGGCGAUGGGAGGCCUCAUCUCCUCGUCGCACUCGCUGUCGAGGCUGCCGUCGGCGCCUCCCCGCUCGUCGUCAUCUGAACCGCCGCCGCAGCCUCGCGAAGCCGCGGCCGUCGAGGGUCCCAAGCAGGAGGCGCCACCGGCGGAGGCGUUUUGCACGCGGCCGCACGCCAUCGGCGCCGCGUCGGGUCUCCUCCUGUUUGGCUGGCUGCAGUUUGUCGAGCUCUCUGCCGAGCAGCCGCUCGCCAACGAGAUGCUCGCCGUUGUCGCCCUCGUCGCCGUCUUUUGGAUGUUUGAGGUCCUCCCGCUGCCCGUCACGUCGCUGCUGCCGAUGCUCCUCAUCCCUGCGUUUGGGAUCCUGGACCACAGCCUGGUCGCGUCCGCCUACUGGGGCCCGGUGCAGAUGAUGUUUGUGGGCGCCUUCAUCGUCGACGUCGGCAUCGAGCACCCCUCGCUGCACGGUGAGGUUGGGUUCGCCAAUUGGUUCCUGUUUGCGGCGCCGAUCGCGUGUUGCACUCUCCUCAUCGCGCUGGCCGUGCUGCACUUUGGCGUCGUCGCCGCGGGCGCGCUGGCCUUGCAGGUCUUCCUGUGGGUCUCGCGGCCGUACUUGCUCGAGCCCGUCUUUGGCCCCGGCUUCGGAGAUUCGGCGACAGCUUGCGGCGCGGCGGUCCUCCUCUUCGUCGUCCCCUCGUCGGAGCGGCCCGGCGAGAGCGUGCUCACCUGGAGCGUCGCGCAGCAACACCUCCCGUGGGGCAUCCUCCUCCUCCUCGGCGCCGGCUCUGCCAUCGCCUCGCCGAGAUCACCCGAGAGCGCCGGCUUUGCCAUCGCCGCGGGGUGCGAGGCGUCGGGCCUCACCACCGCUCUCGGAGGCUCGCUCGCCGAGGCGCUGUCGGGCCUCACGGAUUUGCCGCUCGUCAUCACGAUCGUCGCCGCCGUCUCGCUCCUCACACAGCUCACCUCAAACACCGCCACCGCAAACACGCUCCUCCCGCUGCUCAACGCCGUCGCAAAGGCCAAGCUCACCAACCCGCUGCUGCUGCUGCUGCCCACCACCAUCGCGUGCAGCUUCGCCUUUGUGCUCCCAGCCGCCACGGCGCCAAACUCGGUCAUCUUUGCGACCGAGCGCCUCGACAUCGCCGACUUUGUCGUCAACGGCGGGAUCACCACGGGCCUCUCCAUCGCCAUAUGCAGCCCGCUGGUCUACCUCAUGGCCGACACGGUCUUCGACGUGCGAGCGCCGUACCCGCGCUGGGCCUGUGACGACCCGGAGAGCUGCGCUUGGGUCGCCGUCGCCGGCGAGGUGGAUGGCUCGUCUGUGGAGGAGCAGGCGUGCGCCGUCGUCAGCGAUGAGAGCUGCCGGCUGCGCAACGGCACGCUCGUAGACCUCGCCGCCACACUGGCCGAGACCGCAGAGCCGCCCUGA
Messenger RNA from Emiliania huxleyi CCMP1516, 1689 nucleotides. RefSeq lists its product as hypothetical. Bases 1 to 1689 code for a protein of 562 amino acids. Gene Ontology annotation, biological process: monoatomic anion transmembrane transport. Gene Ontology annotation, molecular function: transmembrane transporter activity. The record is from RefSeq and is a predicted model, not a curated record. NCBI's taxonomy places the organism in Eukaryota, Haptophyta, Isochrysidales, Noelaerhabdaceae. Gene Ontology annotation, cellular component: membrane. The transcript has 4 exons.